Molecule: messenger RNA, 591 nt
Organism: Zychaea mexicana
Lineage: Eukaryota; Fungi; Mucoromycota; Mucoromycetes; Mucorales; Lichtheimiaceae
Exons: 1
Coding region: 1-591 (196 amino acids)
Source: RefSeq, a predicted model, not a curated record
AUGAACAACAACAACAACAACAACAACAUUAUCCAGAGCAACACGGGAAUCAACAUUGCUGCCCCAUGGGCACACGAAACCACAACGGACCUUCACAACCUGGACGGAUGGGGAUCACCGCCCACGUAUAUUCCAAACAUAAAUGAAGGUGGAUGGGGCCCAAACCCGAGCACAAGUAGCCAUGGAACUGACCCCAUGGACAUUGACGAGCGAUCGGCUACGUCUACAUUACCAACACCAAUACCAGCAAUUACGAAGGGAAACGUCGAAACCACUUACGAAAGGAUCGCAAGCCUCGUCCAAGAGGAUUCGAAUACGCACAUCGAGCUUAUCAGCAAGUUCUCGGAAGCCACCACACUAUUGGCUAUGAGGGAAUACGCCAACGAACAGCUGAUGCAAUUAGCAGGCCACACAAAUAGGCUUGUAGCGAGGUUCCGCGUUCGGCCUCAAGCAUAUUUCACAGAGGAUCAAGUGAGAUCUAUCGUCCUGAACAUUAUCCUGCAGAAUACAUUCACUUGGAUACCCAUAAAUACAUACUGCCAAGAUUGUUGCCGCCUAAUGUUUGGCAACUACCAAGAAGGGCACGAAUAG